Lathyrus sativus (Indian pea) is the source of this 417-nucleotide messenger RNA. The record is from the annotation of a GenBank genome assembly. Lineage: Eukaryota; Viridiplantae; Streptophyta; Magnoliopsida; Fabales; Fabaceae.
AUGACUUCCCUCGCCACCGCCAAAUUUGCCCUCAUUUCUCUUCUUCUCUGUACUGUAUUCCGAUACUCGGUCGCAGAAGUAAAUUGCAGCACAACAUGCAUUGUGGAGCAGUGUGACACGAUGGGAAUCAAAUACGGGAAGUAUUGCGGGAUAGAUUACUGGGGUUGUGCCGGCGAGAAACCGUGUGAUGAUGCGGACACGUGUUGCAUGAAUCAUGACGAUUGUGUUGGCAGAUUCGGAAUGACUCAUGUGAAAUGUCAUGUAAGGUUAAGGAACUGCUUAACGAGGGUACACAAAUAUGGGAAAGUCGGAUUUUCGAAAGAGUGUCCGAUCACUACCGCCGUGCCUACCAUGAUAAGAGGCAUGGACAUGGCCAUCUUGCUGAGCCAAUUGGGCGAAGCUGUUCCUGCUCUAUAA